AUGCGCGCCAACGUUCGGCCAAAUGUUGUUUCUCGCUUCCGUGCUGAGUUUGGCCUCAUUACCGGGCAUCAGGGCCCCUGGACUCGCGCUCCGCCCCUUGCCUACAAUGCCAACUCUAUCACCUGCAACGGAGAGGUAGACGUCGCCGUUCAUGCGGUCGCCGAGCUCGGAGAAGAAGGAGAUGCCCCCAACGCCAACCCAGAAAUGACUGGCCCGCCCAAGACUUCUGGGACUGGUCCAGGCCAACCCGCCAUCGCGUCAGCGUUAGCGGCGGCCGCCCAACAUCAACAACGCGCCAGCAGGACUGCGUCCCCAAGCAGCCAAGUGGACAUGACGUCCAAUGACCCCGUCGCCCGGACUAGCCUCGGCGCCAGCGCCAGCAGCAGCGGCAAAGGCCCCUCCACCAGCUACAGGAACGCUGUCGCAGCCAACACCGGAAACGAUCCUGACACCGACACCGAAGCCGAAACUGCCCCGCUGUCCUUUGAAGAAGCCCGGAAGCUCUUUGAAGACGCAGGCAGCCCAACACUGACCAUCCCCCAACUCCCCGUCAACAAAUGGAACGAAGCAACCGUCUACAUCGUCAGGAACUACCACCAUGUCUUCCACACGCACGCCAAGCUGUUCUCUGCGAGCUUCACAUCUCAGGAUGCGUACCGCAAAGCCCUGCAAGAGGGCGUCAAACUAG
Molecule: messenger RNA, 688 nt
Organism: Capsaspora owczarzaki ATCC 30864
Lineage: Eukaryota; Filasterea; Ministeriida; Capsasporidae
Source: the annotation of a RefSeq genome assembly